Messenger RNA from Knipowitschia caucasica, 453 nucleotides. The record is from the annotation of a GenBank genome assembly. Lineage: Eukaryota; Metazoa; Chordata; Actinopteri; Gobiiformes; Gobiidae.
AUGACAAAACCGAGGGACUUUAUUGCCACUUUACUGAAGGAUGCCCUCGCACAAAAUGAACAACCGAUGAUUGACAGAGCUCACAGAACUCUACGACAGCGUCCGAGGCCAUCUGAGCCCCCACGUCCCUUUGUUAUACGCAUUCACCACUAUCACGUUUUGGAAGAGAUCCUUCGCAAAGCGGCCACGAUUAAAAACCUCCAAUAUCAAGGCAAAACUAUACGAAUCUUCCCCGACUACCCUCCCACAGUGGUUAAGCGAAGGGCCCUAUUCAACAGAGCAAGACAAGUACUACGCAAUCAACCAGACGUCAGAUAUGGCCUGCUCUACCCUGCAAGACUCCUGGUGACACACAACGGCUCCCAGCUAUCCUUCACCGACCCACAGAAGGCUGAGGAGUAUGCUGAACGUCUCACGGGCUCGGCGCGUCCCCAGAUGGUAGAAGCAAUGUGA